CAGCAUAAACCACAGAAGAAAACAACCAGGAAACACUUGAGAAGUUGACUCAGGCUCCCAGCAUCAAACACAUGUGAUUUAACAUCCUAACAACCCCCUCAGUGUGGAAUUCAUCUCUGCUUUAAGGAUGGAGAAGGUGAUCAGCUGUUUUAAGAGAAACCCAGAAGCUGUUGCCCGGCUGAUCUGCUUCCCCUGGGCAGGAGGAGGCUCUUUGCAUUACGCCCGCUGGGGAAACGUCCUCAGCUCUGUGGAAGUGUUCGCAGUCAAACUUCCAGGCAGAGAGACACGAGCCAAGGAGCCGUUCUUUCUGAACAUGCAGCAGGUCGUAGACGAGGUUAUCGAUGUGCUGUUACCGCUGCUGAAGGAGAAACCGUUUGCUCUCUUUGGCCACAGUUUCGGUGCCUACACAAGUUUCGCUGUGGCAGAUGCUCUGAAGAAGCUUCACAACCUCCAACCGGCUCACAUCUUCCUGUCUGGUGUCUCUGCACCUUAUUCAGAGAUUCGAAUCAAAGCCCCAAAGAGAAGCGAUUUAUCAGACGAAGACUUUCUCAAGUGGCUGAUUUCCAUCGGAGGAACGCCUCCUGAACUUCUGGCCAAUCCCGAGGUCAUGAAGUUGUUCCUUCCUGCCCUGAAGGCCGACCUGCACGUGGUGGAGAACUACAGGCAUAACAAACCAGACGAUCCAUUCCUGACCUGCCCUGUUACGUGUUUUGACGGAAAGGACGACGUGCCUCAUGAUUUACAAGCCUGGAAAGAAAUCACAUCAGGAGAUUUCACCAUUAGGAUGCUCGACGGGUCUCACUUCUACCUGAAGGAGGCUGGAAAUGAAAAACACAUAUUAGAAUACAUCACAAAUCAUCUGGAAACAAUACAAAUGGACUAUUUCUGAUUAUAUAUGUACUUCACAGUGUCCAAUAUAUUAUGUUUUUAUAUUAAUUCAAUGUGAUGGAAUUUAAAUUUGUACAUUUCCGCAAUGUAACAUUUUGUGUUUAACCCCUACUUGUGAUAAAUGUAAUUGAAUAAAUUUAUUCAAACUC
Molecule: messenger RNA, 1037 nt
Organism: Paralichthys olivaceus (Japanese flounder)
Lineage: Eukaryota; Metazoa; Chordata; Actinopteri; Pleuronectiformes; Paralichthyidae
Gene: olah
Product: oleoyl-ACP hydrolase
Biological process (GO): lipid biosynthetic process
Source: RefSeq, a predicted model, not a curated record